CUCAGCCGGGGAGGAAUGUGCGGGAGGCGGAGGGCAGGGCGGAGCGGAGGGGGCAGGGCGGCACGGAGGCCGGGGUUCCCGUGGCCCCGCCCCCGCCCCUCCACCUCAGCUCUGACAUGGCCCUCGGGAGGACCGGGCGCCGGGCGAGGAGGGGAGGAGCUGAUCUUUCCAGAAAGCCGCGCCCUCCGCUCCUCUCCCAGACCCCGGGCAGAGUCCAGGGCGGCUGGAGGCUCCUCGCACAGGCUCUCGCCUGCCGGCGCCCGCUGCACCCUGAGCGCCCGGCCGGCGGGCGGGCGGGCCGCCAUGAUCGCGGCCCUGGUCCUGCUGGGGACGGCCGUGCUGGGGGCGGCCUCCCCGAGCCCACCCCGCCUCCGCUUCUCCUUCCGAGAGCUGCAGGCCCAGCACGGGCUGCGGACCUUCCGGCUGCCCAGGACCUGCUGCUACGAGGCGCUGCUGGCGGACGAGGAGCGGGGACGCCUGUUCGUGGGCGCCGAGAACCACGUGGCCUCCCUGAGCCUGGACCACAUCGGCAAGCGGCCCCGGAAGCUGGCCUGGCCGGCGCCCGUGGAGUGGCGUGAGGAGUGCAACUGGGCCGGGAAGGACAUUGGGACGGAGUGCAUGAACUUCGUGAAGCUGCUGCACGCCUACAACCGCUCCCACAUGCUGGCCUGCGGCACCGGCGCCUUCCACCCCACCUGUGCCUUCCUGGAGGUGGGCCACCGGCCCGAGGAGCCCGUGCUCCGCCUGGACCUCCGGCGGCUGGAGGACGGCAAGGGCAAGAGCCCUUAUGACCCCCAGCACCGCGCGGCCUCCGUGCUGGUGGGGGGAGAGCUGUACUCCGGCGUGGCUGCAGACCUCAUGGGCCGGGACUUCACCAUCUUCCGCAGCCUGGGCCAGCGGCCGAGCCUCCGGACGGAGCCCCACGACUCCCGCUGGCUCAAUGAGCCCAAGUUCCUGAAGGUCUUCUGGAUCCCGGAGAGCGAGAACCCGGACGACGACAAGAUCUACUUCUUCUUCCGCGAGUCGGCCGUGGAGGCCUCGCCGGCCCUGGGCCGCCGCUCUGUGUCCCGCGUCGGCCAGAUCUGCCGGAACGACCUGGGCGGCCAGCGCAGCCUGGUCAACAAGUGGACCACGUUCCUGAAGGCGCGGCUGGCGUGCUCCGUGCCGGGCAGCGAGGGGGACGCGCACUUCGACCACCUCCAGGACGUGUUCCUGCUGCCCUCCAGGGACCGCUGGAACCCGCUGCUCUACGCCGUCUUCUCCGCGUCCAGCGGCGUGUUCCAGGGCUCGGCCGUGUGCGUGUACAGCAUGAGCGACGUGCGCCGCGCCUUCCUGGGGCCCUUCGCUCACAAGGAGGGGCCCACGCACCAGUGGGUGUCCUACCAGGGCCGCGUCCCGUACCCCCGGCCCGGCAUGUGCCCCAGCAAGACGUUCGGCACCUUCAGCUCCACCAAGGACUUCCCCGACGACGUCAUCCAGUUCGCCCGGAACCACCCGCUCAUGUACAGCUCCAUCCUGCCGGUGGGGGGGCGCCCGCUCUUCCUGCAAGUGGGUGCGGGGUACACCUUCACCCAGAUCGCCGCGGACCGCGUGGCAGCCGCGGACGGCCACUACGACGUGCUCUUCAUCGGCACAGACACGGGCUCCGUGCUGAAGGUGAUCGCCGUCCCCAAGGGCGGCCGGCCCAGCGCCGAGGGGCUGCUCCUGGAGGAGCUGCAGGUGUUCGAGGACUCCGCCGCUGUCACCAGCAUGCAAAUCUCCUCCAAGCGGCACCAGCUGUACGUGGCCUCCCGGAGCGCCGUGGCCCAGGUCCCGCUGUCCCGCUGCGCUGCCCACGGCCGCGCCUGUGCCGAGUGCUGCCUGGCGCGGGACCCCCACUGCGCCUGGGACGGGGCGGCGUGCACGCGCUUCCAGCCCAGCGCCAAGAGGCGCUUCCGGCGGCAAGACGUAAAGAACGGCGACCCCAGGACGCUGUGCUCCGGGGACGCGGCUCGGCCCGCGCUGCAGGAGCAGAAGGUGCUCGGCGUGGAGGGCGGCAGCGCCUUCCUGGAGUGUGAGCCCCGCUCGCUGCAGGCGCACGUGGAGUGGACCUUCCAGCGCGCAGGGCAGGCGGCCAGCGCCCCGGUGCCGGCGGAGGAGCGCGCGGAGCGCACGGCGCGGGGGCUGCUGCUGCGCGGGCUGCGGCGCGCGGACGCGGGCGCCUACCGGUGCGCGGCGCGGGAGCAGGGCUUCUCGCGGCCGCUGCGCCGCCUGGAGCUGCACGUGCUGAGCGCCGCGCAGGCCGAGCGGCUGGCGCGCCCCGAGGAGGCGCCGGCCGCGCCGGGCCCCAGGCUCUGGUACCGGGACUUCCUGCAGCUGCUGGAGCCGGGCGGCGGCGCCCUGCGCAUGUGCCGGCCGCCGCCCGCGCCGCCCGCGCCCCGGGGCCAGGGCCGCAGCCGGCGGACGCACGUCCCGCAGCCGCGCGCCGAGCGGGGGCCGCGCAGCGCCGCGCACCGGUGACCGGCUCCGCGGGGCCGGGAGGCGGCGGACCCGGAGGCAGACCGCGGGCGGGCACGGACCGAGGGCCCUGGCCGGGGCGGCCGGCGUAUUUAUUAACGGAUAACCGGGAGCGGCCCCGAGGCGGCCGGGCAGUGCGAUGGGCGGGGGAGCAGAGGCCGGGCUCCGAGGGGGGCCGGGCCGGGCCCAUGUACUAACGCAAUAAACACUUAUCGCUGAGCCGGGGUGGCCCCCGCACCGUCCGCCUCCGGUCUCCUGUGUGGCCUGGGCACCUUGGGCAGACGGGCCUGUGUCUUCCGAGGAUGCUCGGUGGGGGGACCGUGGCUGAGCGGGUCCCGUGGAGAGGGGCAGCCACAUAGACCCUCAGUGAUGUCAUUUCUGGGCUCAGCGCUGGCGAACAGAAAAGUGGGCGAUGGGGGUGACAUUGGAGCUGGGUGACGGAGCACCGGGGGCGUCUGGGCAGACCGGCCGCAGGGAAGGGGCAGUGCAAAGGCCCCAGGGGGCCCAGGCUCGCUGUUAGGAAAGUCACGGAGGCACCCAGCCCUCGGCUCAGUGGACUGAGGGUCCUGGGUUUGGUUCUGGUCA
Molecule: messenger RNA, 3081 nt
Organism: Pipistrellus kuhlii (Kuhl's pipistrelle)
Lineage: Eukaryota; Metazoa; Chordata; Mammalia; Chiroptera; Vespertilionidae
Gene: SEMA3B
Product: semaphorin 3B
Exons: 18
Coding region: 16-2499 (827 amino acids)
Biological process (GO): negative chemotaxis; neural crest cell migration; negative regulation of axon extension involved in axon guidance
Molecular function (GO): semaphorin receptor binding; chemorepellent activity
Source: RefSeq, a predicted model, not a curated record